CUUCAGAAGGAGGGUUGGCAGCAGGAAGAGGAAGUUGCCUAGCAACAGCUACAGCCAGUGGGCCAAUCGCAGUGAGGCGGGGGAGGAACUCGGAGGGGAGGAGCCUUCUGGGAUGCUGGAGGACCAAGAAGCUACGGAUCACACCCACCUGACAACAGACUCCUCCCACUUCCUGUCAGACUCCUCCCACCUCCACUCCUCCAUCUCCUCGUAUUUUGGAGUGGCGGGCAGGCUGACCAACGGGGAGAGGUACCAGGUGUUGGCUCGCCGUGUCACUCCUCAGGGAACGGUGCAGUACCUGUUGGAGUGGGAGGGGACGACUCCUUAUUAGGACGUUUAGAUGUGACGCUCUGAUUCCUCUUCCUCCUCUCACUUCCUGAUCAGCGUCCAGUCAGAGCUCAGUUACCUCAUGAGUAAUGGAGGCGUAUUAACGUCACCAUGGCAACAGUCAAUGUCACCAGUUUUAAUGUGAGUUAAUGUUUUUAAACCAUAAAAGUUACUGUUGAUUUUCUUUUCUCCAAAACCAAAUCAUUCAUUCUUUUUUUAAUUUCAGUUGCCUAGCAACAGUAUUCUCGCAAUGUAGGGUUAGUGUCCUGUCUGUCCCCACAAACCCAUCUCACAUCUGUCCCCACAAACCCGUCUCACAUCUGUCCCCACAAACCCGUCUCACAUC
This is a messenger RNA of Morone saxatilis (striped sea-bass), 673 nucleotides long. It is a transcript of the gene phf19, whose product is annotated as PHD finger protein 19. NCBI's taxonomy places the organism in Eukaryota, Metazoa, Chordata, Actinopteri, Moronidae. The record is from RefSeq and is a predicted model, not a curated record.